UGCCUAGGGCAUCAAGCAUUGCAUUGGAAGACACGACACAUGGUCUGGAAAUUUCCUCAAACACACGACAAGCAUCAGAAACCUUGCAAAGUCGAGCAUACAACACAACCAAUGACGUCUGUAUAAAUAGAUCAUGCGAUAACCCGCGCUUGAUGACAUGGGUGUGAAGGGGUGUGCCUAUCAUGAAAGCUAAAGAGGGUGAGCAAGAGGCAGCUUUCUUUAUGAUAGAAGGGAAGGUGAGGUUGUUAGGUGGAGCCUGAUGGGCAAGCAUGUGGGUGAAGAUUAAGAGAGUCUUGUGAGGCUCCACAAAGUUGAGAUAGCCUCUGAUCAAGGAGUUGUAGAGAAGGGUUGCCAUCCAUUUCAGAUUUGAAGCAUUUGAACAGGGGAGGAGGUGACCAUUGGUGAUUAGGAGGGAAUGGACUUGUUUGAUUUGUUUGGGGUGUUUGAUUAAACCUUGGAGGAGUCGUAAUAGGAACUCAGGCGACUGUGAGUAUGAGCGUUGAAGCCUCACAGUCAUCGCAUCGUUACAAUUCACAGAUCCUGAUCAUGACAUGACCAUGUAGAAAGCGGAGCUUCUUUCCGGCAUUUUAUCGAGCAUCUUACAGUAAACAACGAAUUUGUGGCUUCUCCGUGAAUUUCUGAGGAAUCUUCUGUUCAAGAUUCGAUAACUAAAUUAAAAAAAAAAAUGUAGAAAACGGAGUAACAUCUAGGGUUUCCUGAAGAUGAUCUCCAUGGCUUCGCCUUCUUUGAGGCAUGGCCUUUGGAGGACGAGGACGACUAUGGGCGCCAAAAAGGAAAAAAUUGGAUUCACCAAACAGGUAAAACGUUGUCGUUUUGAACGAUCAACAAGAUUACUCAAAACGGCGUCGCAUUGAAAUGGCCCCGUCCUGUGGAAUAUUGUUAAAAAUACACCGAACGCCAUUGACCGAGUAUGCACUGUAUAAGAAUGCUAGCUAUCAUCCCAUGUUCUAGAAGCCUCACCAAAACCCUCCUCAAGCCUCUUGUGCGGACGCUCUCUAUCUCGCCCUCUCGCCUGCAAGUUCGUUCAAUGGCGGAAUCUGCUUCUUCGCCCUUCAAGAAAAUUCAGAUCCAGAGAGACGAUACUACAUUUGACGCAUAUGUGGUUGGCAAAGAAGAUGCUCCUGGGAUUGUUGUGGUUCAGGAGUGGUGGGGUGUGGAUUAUGAGGUCAAGAACCAUGCUUUGAAAAUUUCACAAUUGGAUCCUGGUUUUAAAGCACUUAUCCCAGAUUUGUAUAGAGGAAAGGUUGGGUUAGAUGUUGCAGAAGCACAACAUUUGAUGGAUGGUCUUGACUGGCAAGGUGCUGUGAAGGACAUUUGUGCUUCAGUUAACUGGCUCAAGGCAAAUGGCUCGCAAAAGGUUGGUGUAACAGGAUAUUGCAUGGGUGGUGCUCUCUCUAUUGCUAGUUCUGUCCUGCUUCCCGAGGUUGAUGCUGUUGUUGCAUUCUAUGGAGUUCCCUCAUCAGAAUUGGCAGAUCCUGCCAAAGCUAAGGCUCCUGUGCAGGCCCACUUUGGGGAGCUUGAUAGUUUUGUUGGCUUCUCAGAUGUGACGGCUGCUAAAGCAUUGGAGGAAAAGCUGAAAGCAUCAGGGGUUCCAUAUGAGGUACACAUUUAUCCAGGCAAUGGUCAUGCUUUCAUGAACAGGUCUCCUGAAGGUAUACAGCGGAGGAAGGGUAUGGGAAUGCCAGAUGAAGAUGAAGAUGCAGUUGGGCUCGCAUGGUCUCGUUUCCGUGCAUGGAUGAGUUGCUACUUAUCUCCUUAAGCAGCGCAUUUAAUUUUACAUUGCCAUCCAUCAUAUACUACUUGCUUGCUGCCUUAAUAUAGUAGUCUGAUACCAUGGACAUAUGGAUUGUGUUUGGAUGCUUUUGUGACUCUUGGGUUGUGUUUGGAUGCAACUUUGAAGAUUGGAUCUUGUUCUUGGUCUUGAGAUGCCUAUACUGAAUAAAGUAUAAUUUUGAGUUCCA
Molecule: messenger RNA, 1982 nt
Organism: Vitis vinifera (wine grape)
Lineage: Eukaryota; Viridiplantae; Streptophyta; Magnoliopsida; Vitales; Vitaceae
Exons: 5
Coding region: 932-1780 (282 amino acids)
Molecular function (GO): hydrolase activity
Source: RefSeq, a predicted model, not a curated record